Chrysochloris asiatica (Cape golden mole) is the source of this 465-nucleotide messenger RNA. It is a transcript of the gene CPLX3, whose product is annotated as complexin 3. Gene Ontology annotation, molecular function: syntaxin binding. Gene Ontology annotation, cellular component: SNARE complex; terminal bouton. Gene Ontology annotation, biological process: neurotransmitter transport; synaptic vesicle exocytosis; regulation of neurotransmitter secretion. The record is from RefSeq and is a predicted model, not a curated record. Lineage: Eukaryota; Metazoa; Chordata; Mammalia; Afrosoricida; Chrysochloridae.
AUGGCGUUCAUGAUGAAGACCAUGGUGGGUGGCCUGCUGAAAAACCUCACCGGGACUGGGGGCAGUGAGGACAAGGGGGACAGGGAGAAGUCGGCGGUUGAAACUCAGGGCAUGACCAGAGAGGUGUAUGAGGAAUACCAGAAGCAACUGGUAGAAGAGAAGAUGGAGCGGGAUGCUCAGUUUACACACAGAAAAGCAGAAAGGGCCACGCUGUGAAGCCAUUUUCGAGACAAAUACCAGCUGCCCAAGAAUGAGACAGAUGAGAGCCAGAUACAGACGGCAGGUGGAGAUGUGGAGCUGCCCUGGGAGCUGGCCAAGAUGAUUGAGUUGGACACAGAGGAGGAGAAGGCCUCGGUCCUCAGGCAGAUGGCCAGCAUCCCUGGCUUGGACCUUGGCUCACUCAAGUACAAGGCCCAGGCCAUUGGGGACCUCAAACAAUCAGCCGAGAAGUGCCAUAUCAUGUGA